Antechinus flavipes (yellow-footed antechinus) is the source of this 2501-nucleotide messenger RNA. RefSeq names its product vesicle associated membrane protein 3 (gene VAMP3). The transcript has 5 exons. Gene Ontology annotation, biological process: vesicle fusion; SNARE complex assembly; vesicle-mediated transport. Lineage: Eukaryota; Metazoa; Chordata; Mammalia; Dasyuromorphia; Dasyuridae. The coding region runs from base 188 to 502 and encodes 104 amino acids. The record is from RefSeq and is a predicted model, not a curated record. Gene Ontology annotation, cellular component: SNARE complex; plasma membrane. Gene Ontology annotation, molecular function: SNAP receptor activity; syntaxin-1 binding.
AGUACGCCUCACCUCCAGGCUCCGCCCCCUCCCGGUUGUGUGUCAGCAGCCGCGCCCCGCCUGCCAGUCAGUCAGGGAAGCAGGCGACGGAAUCUGCGUUCCCGUGAGCCGCUCACUCUCCGAGCCCCAAGGCCCCGCCGAUCCCGCCGAAGCCAUUUCGUUCCCGACGCCGGGGCCAGCCGCCGAGAUGUCUACAAGUGGGCCUCCUCCUCCUGGUGCUGCCUCUGGCAGUAAUCGCCGACUUCAGCAAGCACAAAAUCAAGUAGAUGAGGUAGUGGACAUUAUGCGAGUCAAUGUGGACAAAGUUCUGGAGCGAGAUCAGAAACUUUCUGAGUUGGAUGACCGUGCCGAUGCGCUGCAAGCAGGGGCUUCCCAAUUUGAGACAAGUGCGGCCAAAUUGAAGAGGAAGUACUGGUGGAAGAACUGCAAGAUGUGGGCGAUACUGAUUACUGUUGCAAUUGUCAUCAUCGUCAUCAUCAUUGUGUGGAGUGUUUCUUCAUGAACAACCAGUGAAGCUCAGGCCUGUGGUUUGAGAAAUGUCAUCAAGUCUUUUGACUUAAGCCUGCUGUAUUAUCAAAUUUGUGUACUGUUAUAUAUAAAACAAAAUUAUUUUUGUUGGUUAAUGUAAAGUUCAAUUUAUAGGAAAUUGUCUCAAAUAUAUCUGUGUGUGUGCAUAUUCACACAUACAUAUAUAUAUGUACAUAUAUACACACACAUACAUACAUACAUAUUAUUAUUAGAAAUCUCAGUAGCCCAACUCACAUUUUGUACAGUGCCUUGAUAAACUUCCAUAUGGGCUGAUAAAAAGGACUUCUUUAGAACCAGAAUUUCAUGACUUAGAAGUAAUAUUGUUAUAAACUUUCUAGAAACAGGGUUUAAAACAUUUGUUCAAGCCUGCUUUCCUCUUCACAUGAAUUCCAUAUUUUCUAAACUACAUUUUAAACCAAUGAAUAAUCAGAUGUACAAUGUGUGCCUUCCUGAAAGAAAACUAAACUACCACUUAGCACAAAUCUGCCAUGUUGAACAGAGUGUGCCUUAUUUUGAUAUUUUUCUGAUGCCUUACCAAAUAACCCACUACCCUCUGUAAACACUACUGAAUGUUUUCAUUGUAUUUUACGUCAGAUAGUGAUGAAAUAUGAGAGUGUAUACCUUUAAAAUGUUGGCAAGAGAAGGUCUUCUGAGUCAUUGCUGAGGAUGUGUAAAAUGCUUGCUUUCCCUACCUGUGUAGCCUGCCACUUGUUAAAUGUGUGCACAUGCACACACACACAUCAUUUAAACCAAAAAUAAUUUCUUUAAAAACAUGACUUUUGGAAUAGUGUGUGGAUAGUAUCAAAAUUUUUAUUUUUGCCAAAAUGUUAAAUGCCAAUAAAGAUUCUUGGCCUUUUCCUGUUAUGUUUGCCAUAGCUUAAGAAAGUUCCAAAUGAAGUCAGAGUUCCAGAAGAAUUAGAAUAUUAACAUUGCAUUCAAACUUUAUAUUGACUCACAAAACUUUCUUUUCUCUUUUAAAGUGCUUUAGUUACUGUGUUUCUGCUUUUGUUUUUACCUAAAAAGCCAAAUCAGAAGUGAAGUGGAACCGGUUCACUCCUCUGUACUUUCACCAUAUUCUCCAUCUAGUGUAUUUUAUCAGGUAGUCUGCAGUAUGAUCAACCACUUUUGGCAUGUCCCCUAAAACUUUGUGUGAAACAACUUUGCACCUAGUCACACUAUCCAUGACUUUGACUCAUAGUUCUUGGCCCCAGUUACAGUUGGUUGUAUGUUUUUGUUUCUCCCAGUUCUCCCUCCAUUUCCCAAAUCACACUUCUAAAUUAUGCUUUCUUUUUGUCCUUUGAGGUGGCCACUGGCACUUUUUACAUGGGAGAGAUGCACAGGAAAUUGGACUUUUUCACAUGACCAAUUGUGUGAAUAAAGGGUUACUUUGGAAAUAGCUACUGUUAUUUAUUUAUUUAUUAGUUAUUUCAGAUUUCAUCCAUCACACAUGCAUCAGUUACUCUUCAAAAAAAAAAAAAUACUCUUUCUGUGUUAGAAUACAUGACCUGAACAGCAGAUUAUAUGGAUAGACAAAAUAACCACAGGAGAUCUUAGGGCCAAAAUGAGAUUUCAGCAUAAUGUAUACUCAUUGUUCUGAAGUUGCUUCAGUUUUUGCGUAUAACAUAACAAAACUUGUGACAUAAAGGGCAAAUGAGAGUUGAGUUCUGUGUUCUUAAUGUCUGUUCCUCUGCUGUCACUGAAAUAUUUUAUCUUUAUGUAGAAACAACUUGUGCUUUGUACAGCUCUGGUGGGGGAGCAGCUGUGAGUUUACCAAAUAUCACGAAUACCUUUGCAGAAACUCCCUGGUUGUCACGCCAACACUUUGUUGCUCCUUCCUUUGCCUUGGCAUCUAACCCCAUUUAGUCCACCAGUUACUGCCUUAAACCAGGAAUGCCUUGCUUGUCUCUGACCAUGUGUCUAAACUGGGGUCCUCCCGUGCUGUAAUGUGCUGAAUAAAAGGUUUAUGAAUGUAA